Wickerhamiella sorbophila is the source of this 498-nucleotide messenger RNA. RefSeq names its product NADH-ubiquinone oxidoreductase 20 subunit. Bases 1 to 498 code for a protein of 165 amino acids. Gene Ontology annotation, biological process: mitochondrial electron transport, NADH to ubiquinone. NCBI's taxonomy places the organism in Eukaryota, Fungi, Ascomycota, Dipodascomycetes, Dipodascales, Trichomonascaceae. The transcript has a single exon. The record is from RefSeq and is a predicted model, not a curated record.
AUGUCCAGAGACCCUGCGUUCAAGUACGUUGAGGCCCAGGAUAGCACGCCUAUGCCGAGCGAUGUGCCGGAGGUAGCUGAGGUUGGCGCGACCUCGGCACCCCUGAUGUCGGCGUCAUACUUUAUCGGGGCCCGCUGCCUGCCCUACAAUGACGAUUUCAUGCUGUGCAAAAAGGAGUCCCAGAACGGGCCCGUUGACUGUCUGAAAGAGGGCCGCCGGGUCACCCGCUGUGCCAUUUCUGUUCUGGAGGACAUCAACCGCUCCUGUCUCGACGAAUUCCGCCGUCACUGGCAGUGUCUGGAGCAGAACAACCAACAACUCUAUGCAUGCCGACCCGCAGAGCGUCUGCUCAACGCCUGUGUGUUUGAGAAGCUCAACCUCGAAAAACGCAUCCCUCAGGUCGACGCCUCUGAGCAGGUCCAUCUCAAGAAAUCGCCUCACCUCCGCCCCGCCUUUGAAGACCGCGCCUCUGUAAAUGCCGAGAAGGCGAAAGCAUGA